CGAUUUCAUGUUUCUUUUACGACAAGUACAUAGGGCCUCAGCGACGCUUGGUAUCUAUGACUACCGGCUAAGUGGGGCACGCUGAACUUGCUGACUUUUAUAGCUUGUUUUAGAGGUUGACGUUCUCUCUCUGUGUCAAGCAAUAACAUGUCUUCUCCAAGCAAAGCUAUAGAGCUCCAGUUACAAAUGAAACAAAAUGCUGAAGAGUUACAAGACUUUAUGAGGGAGCUGGAAAGCUGGGAAAAAGAUAUAAAGCAGAAAGAUAUCAGUUUGAGCAAAGAGAGUGAUGCAAAUGAAGAGACAUUACCGCCCAUCAGAAACAAAGAUUUUAAGAAAAAGAAAAAGAGCAAAAGCAAACCACCAACUCAAAAUAAGGAUCAAGAGGAGGUUAAAAAACCAAAGUUAAAAAUACUUGAUUAUGAUUAUUGGGACAAGCUUGAUGUGGAUAAAGCGUUAGAAGAGAUUGAUAAAGAUGAAAAUACUCAUGAAUCUAUGUCGGCAGAGUCUGAUUCUGGAGAUGAAGAUGGAAUAACAGUGGACACUGAGAAAGCUCUUGCAGAGAAAGAAAAGGGGAACCAUUAUUUUAAGAUGGGAAAGUAUGAUGAAGCUGUGCAGUGCUAUACAAAGGGAAUGAAUGCAGACCCAUACAAUGCUGUCCUCCCUACAAAUCGGGCGUCUGCUUUCUUUAGACAAAAAAAAUAUUCUGUAGCAGAAUCAGACUGCAAUUUGGCAAUUGCUUUAAAUCGGAAUUAUACAAAAGCUUAUGCCCGACGAGGAGCUGCACGACUCGCAUUAAAAAAUAUUCAGGGAGCAAAAGAAGAUUAUGAAAAAGUUUUAGAAUUGGAACCAAACAGUUUUGAAGCCAAAAAUGAACUUAAGAAAAUUGCCAAGGUUCUAGAGACGUCCCCCAGUACACCACAGGUGACCGAAUCUACAGAUUUACAAAAUAAUGACAUUUCUGAAGAAGAAAAGAAGCGAAUAGAGGUUCAACAGCUAAAGCAAAAAGCAAUAAUGCAGAAAGAUAUGGGCAAUGCUUAUUUUAAGGAAGGCAAAUAUGAGUCUGCUAUUGAGUGCUACACUCAGGGUAUAACAGCAGAUGGCACUAAUGCGCUGUUGCCUGCAAACCGAGCCAUGGCGUAUCUGAAGAUCCAAAAAUAUGAAGAGGCAGAGGAAGACUGCACUUUGGCCAUAUCUCUAGAUACUACCUAUAGUAAAGCUUUUGCUAGAAGGGGCACUGCCAGAAUAAUGCUUAGAAAACUUAAGGAAGCAAAAGAAGAUUUUGAAAUUGUUUUAAAGUUGGAACCUGGAAACAAACAAGCAAUAUCUGAACUGGCUAAGAUAAGCGAAGAGCUUGAUGUAAAGGAACAUACAAAUAAUCCACAGCUCAAAGAUGGAAAUAAUCAACAAAAUAUAGUGAAGGCAGUAGACAAACCCAUGAAUCUAAGAUCUACUAAACCUUUGAGGAGGAUGGUUAUUGAAGAAGUUGAAGGCAUAGCAGAAUGUUCAGCCAAUCACUUUAGUGAAAAGAUUUGUGGUAACUCUGCAGUGCUGUCACCCGGAUUGCACAAACAAAAGUUGGGUCAAGAACAGCUCAUUUCCACAUCAUCAGAUCUUCCUAGUGCAAGUGUGGAAAAAAUAGAAGAAAUCAACAGCACUUCAUCAGAUAUUCCUAGUGCAAAGGUGGUAAAAAUAGAAGAAAUCGACAGCACUUCAUCAGAUAUUCCUAGUGCAAGGGUGGUAAAAAUGGAAGAAAUCAACGACCCUCUUAACCCUCAGCCAGCAACCUCUGUUCCCAUUUCAUCUCAGCCGCAACCUCCAAAAGUGGAAGAAGUUCCAUUGUCUCUUCCUCCAUCUUUAAGUAAUGAAGUCCCUGCAGUACCUACAAAUUCAUUUCAGCUUGAGUCAGACUUCAGAAGACUGAAAGGGAACCUUGAGAUAUUGUACCUAUACCUGAAACAAAUUGAGCCAUCUAAUUACACUAAACUAUUUCAAAAAGCUUUGGAUCCCGAUGUGUUCAAUGAAAUUUUGAGAAUCCUAAGAGAGAAGUACAUUGGGAGAGAAAGUGUAGCUCUUAUUCUUGAAAUCCUAAAAAGGCUUUCAGAGCUCAGACGAUUUGAUAUGGUGGUAAUGUUCUUAUCCGAAUCUGAAAAAGAACAUGUCCUUGCCUUAUUUGCUCACAUUGAACAGUCACAGGAAACAGACAAGACUUUUAAUGCUCUGAAGAAAAAAUAUGGACUUUGAGUAUUAUGUUGAUAAACUGAAAAAUGUUGGAUGAGCCAAAACAGUAAUAUGAUGUCAGGAGCAUCUUGAAGUUAAGAUCGUUUUUAUAAAUUAAUGUACAUUAUUGAGAACUGAAAAUGUUAAUGAAAAAUAUUUUUUUCCUCUUUCUGUCACCAUGUUAAAGUUGACUGAAAGUCCACAAAAUAAAAUAAUCUUUCUUACA
Molecule: messenger RNA, 2443 nt
Organism: Bombina bombina (fire-bellied toad)
Lineage: Eukaryota; Metazoa; Chordata; Amphibia; Anura; Bombinatoridae
Gene: RPAP3
Product: RNA polymerase II associated protein 3
Exons: 17
Coding region: 148-2241 (697 amino acids)
Molecular function (GO): protein binding
Source: RefSeq, a predicted model, not a curated record